This is a messenger RNA of Osmia lignaria (orchard mason bee), 2462 nucleotides long. RefSeq names its product diacylglycerol lipase-beta. Lineage: Eukaryota; Metazoa; Arthropoda; Insecta; Hymenoptera; Megachilidae. Gene Ontology annotation, biological process: arachidonate metabolic process; neurogenesis; diacylglycerol catabolic process. Gene Ontology annotation, molecular function: triacylglycerol lipase activity. Gene Ontology annotation, cellular component: plasma membrane; cytoplasm. The record is from RefSeq and is a predicted model, not a curated record.
GGUGGCAAUGCUGGACAGUCGCCGCCAACCAGCUCGACAGAUUCAACGUGGGGUGCUAGAAAACAAGGUGAACGGGUUGGCCAGACACAUUGUGCGAGCUGCACUUAGCUCGUUCGGUUCGCUAAAGAUCCCGCACUGUUUCGUUUUUCACCGAGUCAGCGAAAAUUUUGUUCGCUUACGAUUUUGCGGCUAUGGCUCUCCGUGUAGCGUAGAAAAAGGUACAAUCCAAAACUCGUUCUGCCAGUUGAUAAAACGGUAAAAAACAGAGAGGGUCCUACACUCGUGGAUGAACUGAUUAAGUGAGACUGUGCUUUGGUGAAUUGUGAAUGAUUCUAAGCCACAGGUGUCACUGGGAGAAUUCGUCAGGAAAAUGCCUGCGAUAAAACUUUUUGGAAGAAAAUGGUUAGCAGCGACCGAUGAUCUUGUAUAUCCUGGUCUUUUUGAAAUUUUCAUUAGAGCAGUUUGGUUAAUACUGCUUGGUGCUGCUUGUUACAAAUAUUACGAGUACACAUGGAGUUGUCAUUUAGGAGGAGAGCUAGUCCGGAUAUAUCUCCUCGGAGAAAUAACAUUUCUUAUCACAUCUAUGCUUUUCAUGCUGGUCAUUGUCAGGCAUAGCGCAAAAGGAAGUAUCAUGGACACGAAGGCUCGUAAAUAUGUUGAGCCACUCUUGACAGUUAAGAUACUGUUACUCCUGCCAGAGAUAGGAUGGAACAUAUUAGGAAGUAUGUGGAUGUUUGGAUCAGAAAUCGAAUGUGGUUACGAACACUAUACAGUUAACCUGGUGAAGACUCUGGUGUUUUUCGACUGGAUUCUUAUAGGCUUAACAAUUUUUGGGUUAAUCAUUAUAUUCGAUCCGUUGGGUUCGUUGAACGAUGAGCAAUUGGAUAAUUCCACCGAGCAUGGGAAAUUUUCGAAAAACUGGAUACGGAGAUUCAAGUUUCUCUGGUGGAUGCGAAAAGAUGACAAUGCUAAAGAGACCUUUCAACAUAUCGCUGGUUUAUUAAGCUGUUUAUUUCGUGGAACGGACUUGGUACCUUCAGAUGCAGUGGCGGGGUUUAUUUUACUUCGAAUUAGACAGAAAUAUGAAACUCAUGAGUUGCGUCGGUUAAAUCUACUUCCUAGUCCAGUAUACACUGCCGACGCGUCCAUCAUUUUUCGCGAUACACCUAGCUGGAUGACUUUGGAAAGUUCUCUUCAUUAUCUGAAACUUUCAGUAGCCUGUUACGGGUGGUUAUUUGUUAUUUAUAAGCAUUGGUAUACAGGGUGUUUUCGUGUUAUCAAAAAUUUAACCUGUUGCGCUUGCUUUAGACGAAAGCCUGCUGCAAUUACUGGGGAUAAUUGCUGCUACUGUUAUUUGGCCGGUGUAACAUAUUUAUCGGGUUUAUCUACUGACGACAUAAUAUUCGCAUCGUUUAAAAAUCGUCUCUGUGAGAUACCUUACUGCGUGAUCGCCGACCAUAAAACGAAAAGUAUUGUGAUCGCAAUACGAGGUUCUCUAUCGUUACGUGAUUUGCUCACGGAUAUAGCUGCUGGUUCCGAUAUAUUCGAAUGUGAAGGCAUUCCACCUGGCUCGCAGGCACAUAAAAGUAUGAUAACAGGAGCUAGAGGAAUUUUAGAACAAUUAGAUGAAAAUAAAAUUUUCGAAAAGGCGUUCAUUACGUAUCCUGAUUAUAAUUUAAUGAUCACAGGUCACAGUCUGGGCGCCGGUAUAGGCAUUCUCUUAGCACUUUUACUACGGCCUAGAUACCCAGAUAUAAAGGUCUACGCGUUCUCCACACCAGCUGGCCUUCUGUCUCGCGAGGCUGCCAAAGUAACCGAAGAAUUCGUCCUAUCGGUCGGAGUUGGUGAUGACUUGGUGAUGAGGCUAAGCGUUGACAGUACUGAAAAUUUAAGAACCUCAUUAGUCAUGACCCUUAGAUCGUGUCAACUACCAAAGUAUAGAGUGGUAUUAAAUGGAUUAGGUUACAUGUUAUUUGGUGUACCAGAGAGGGAUCUCAAUAAAACGUGGACCAAUUGUAAUGUAAUUGCAACUUCGACGGGACAAUCACCGCUGCUUAGUGUAAAAGAGUCACAGAGAACAGAUGAAAAUGAUAUGUAUGCGGAGGAUAUAACGAAGAGAAGAUUUUCAAGGGUGAAGUUGUAUGCUGGAGGGAGGAUACUUCAUAUAAUUAAAUGCAAACCUGAAAAAGUAGAAGGGAAAAGAAAAAAGCAGAAGGCAGACGAACAAAAAUACGAAAUGCGAUGGGCACAACCAGAAGAAUUUCCAGAAUUGAUUGUAAUGCCACGAAUGCUGUUAGAUCAUUUACCAAAAUGUGUAGAAAAAGCUCUUACGGCAUUAGUAGAACAACAAAACAAAUUACCAGUUUACCUCGAUCUAUAACAUAGUCAAAAACAAAAACUAUGUGAUAAUUGAAGUAAGAAGAAAAAUGUAGUUUCAAAGUUUAUAAAUACAUUCAAUCAAA